This is a messenger RNA of Staurois parvus, 476 nucleotides long. Lineage: Eukaryota; Metazoa; Chordata; Amphibia; Anura; Ranidae. The record is from the annotation of a GenBank genome assembly.
UAAAUUUUUUUUAAUAAUGCCCAUGUUGAGGGUUAGGUCCCCAAAACAAUUUAAAUUUUGAAACCGUAAUGAGUUUCCAUGCGAAUGUCCUGGCAAGGUUUGAAUUUGGGUUGGCGGGGAUAAAUUGUUGUGCAUAUAAAAUUGCUUUGAUCCACAAUCAAUGCAUACAGAUCUUCUGUGAAAAACAGCUCCUAAAAAUUAAGGGGAGUAGUUAAAUUUGCUGUUUCCACCAGAAUUCUGGGUUGGGCAGUGAAUGGGGAAAGUAUGAAUGCUGCAGAAUUUGUGGGAUGCCAAUCGGGAUUUGCAAGCACAUCUGGAAGGAUACUAGGGGCUCUAUGGGGCCUCUGUGCGAAUUCUUGGUAGUUGCAGGACAAUACUUGUGCUCGCCACCGCACCAGCUUGCACUGCACUUAUGGGAUUCGCCAUGUCGCCAAGUCAUACUGCAGUGCUGGUAUGUGAAAGACCAGAAUGUACUA